This is a messenger RNA of Adineta ricciae, 1059 nucleotides long. The record is from the annotation of a GenBank genome assembly. NCBI's taxonomy places the organism in Eukaryota, Metazoa, Rotifera, Eurotatoria, Adinetida, Adinetidae.
AUGAUUGCAUACCCUGAAACAGAGCAAUUUCGACAUGUCAUUGUUAGCGUGACUAAACAUUCCCGACGAAAUGAAGAAGAUCGUGAUAAGCCAUUGCCUGUUUUGAAAUUUAUCGGAACAGUUAAAUUACACGGAACUAAUGCCGGUAUUGGUUAUCACAAAGAUUCCGGUCAUUGGUUACAAUCACGAAACAACGUGCUCACGACACAAAAAGAUAAUGCAGGUUUCGCGCAACAUAUGGAACCAUUAGCGGAUGAAUUCUUUACGGAAAUCGUUCUCGCACAAAGUCAAGCAAUUCGAGAUGAAUAUGAGAAAGGACGAAAAAUUAUUAUCUAUGGUGAAUGGUGUGGAGGAAAUAUUCAAAAGAACGUUGCAAUUUGCGAGUUACCAAAGAUGUUCGUUAUUUUCAAAAUCAAAGUACGUGAAGAAACAGCAGUAGAACCUGAAGAAGAAAAUCAAUCGGAGGAUGUCGAAGCAAAACCUAAUAUGAAUUCAUUCUGGCUUGCUCCAAAAGAUUGGUCGCAUAUCAAAUGGCAUGACAAAUUCAUUUACAAUAUAUUUGAUUUUCCAAUUUAUGAAAUCGAGAUCGAUUUUGAAAAUCCGAAACUUUCGCAAAACAAACUUGUGGAGAUAACUCAGGCAGUCGAGAAAGAGUGUCCUGUUGGUAAAUAUUUUGAUAAAACAGGUAUUGGUGAAGGCGUGGUAUGGACAGAAUGGGCAGUGACAAACGGUGGUUUGACAUUCAAAGUGAAAGGCGAAGAACAUUCCGUUAGCAAAGUGAAAACAUUAGCACCUGUAGAUACAGAGAAAUUAGCCAGUGUUAAAGAAUUUGUUGAUUAUGCAUGUACGGAGAAUCGUAUGCGUCAAGGCCUGGAUUAUUUACGUGAACAACAACUAACGAUCGAAAUGAAGAAUGUUGGAGUGUGGAUGAAAUGGUUGAUAGCGGAUAUUUUCAAAGAAGAAAAAGAUACGAUAGAAGCAUCGAACAUGGAUCAGAAAGAUAUUACACGAGCAGUACCAGCCAAAGCACGAACUUGGUUUCAACAACAACUCUCCUAG